Molecule: messenger RNA, 924 nt
Organism: Chondrus crispus (carragheen)
Lineage: Eukaryota; Rhodophyta; Florideophyceae; Gigartinales; Gigartinaceae
Exons: 3
Coding region: 93-767 (224 amino acids)
Biological process (GO): superoxide metabolic process
Molecular function (GO): metal ion binding; superoxide dismutase activity
Source: RefSeq, a predicted model, not a curated record
GAUUCCUGACAUCAUAGUCCCCCACAUUCCCGAACGUCACCAACACAGCUUAAUUGUUCUUUCACCAGGAGUUCUGGCAAAACAUCUUCAACAUGUCUUUCGCGCUCCCUAAUCUUCCUUAUCAAUAUGACGCUCUCGAACCGUACGUCGAUUCUACGACGAUGAAUAUUCACCACACCAAGCAUCAUCAGACCUAUGUUAACAACAUCAACAAGGUUAUCGAUGGGCCAAGUGGAUCGGCACUCAAGGGCCUCAGCCUUCCCGCCAUCCAAGCUAACAUCACCAGUCUUCCGGCCGAGAUCCAGACCCCGGUCAUCAACUCUGGUGGCGGCCAUUUCAACCAUGCCAUGUUCUGGACUCUCAUGGGCAGGCCUGGUUCCUGCAACACGGCUCCGGUGGGAUCGAUCAAGGAUAAAAUCAAUGCCGACUUCGGUUCCUUCGAUGAAAUGAAGGCCAAGUUCAAUUCUGCUGCCGCGGCACGCUUCGGAAGUGGAUGGGCCUGGCUUUCCGUAGGCGCUGACGGAAAACUCUUCAUUUCUUCUACCAAGAACCAAGAAAACCCUCUCAUGGCUGGUGUCGUCGACCAGCCUGGCUCCCCCGUUCUCGGCCUUGACGUCUGGGAACAUGCCUACUACCUCAAGUACCAAAACCGUCGCCCGGAAUACAUCUCAGCCUUCUGGAACGUUGUCAACUGGGAUCAGGUCACGAAGAACUAUGACAGCGUGUGCAGCGGUAACACGGCUGUGUUUGAUGUCCCCAUGGCGUAAUAGAUUAUUUGAACAACUGUCAGUAAACAGAAGUCUCCCCUUGGUAACCUAGACGUCCCUGAGCCACUGUGGUGAUUCUUCUUUUUGGUGGUUCGGUGUCCUCAGUCCCACACGCACCUGCCAUUUCGAACUGUAAAUGUCAGCACUUCCAGGAAGA